AUGGCCACCACAAUUACAACGACCCCGCUAUCCCGCACUGGACGCAGGAAUAUCUUGACUCAAAUCCAGGCACGCUCCAGGAAGCAAUGUUGGCCGUCCCCACAAGACUCUGUGGGUCGUUUCUUGGUGAAGAUAGGUGGCCAGAGCUGCUGGGAGGCCAUCGGGCCGGCACGGGAUAUCUUCCUCGAGAUUGGUCCUGUCGUAAAAGAAUACCUCGAUAAGCAUAGCGAACCAAAACCUAGUUGGAUUACUUGGUCAUUAUACAUGAUCGGAGUUGCUCCAGAAUCUUCGACUCCAACGAUCAUAUUCUGCUCUGAGAACGAAGAAUACCGUAAAGACACCAGAGACAUCAUCAAAGCCAGUGGUACAUUGCGGAGAUAUGCUGCAGAUGGGUUUGCUUUGAAACAUCUACCGCGGGCCCCAGACUAUAAUCAGUUGGUUCAGUCAGCCUCAGUAUCAUUGACUAAGGGACCGAAAGCCAAGGCUCCAGACGAAUCUUUAUUCGGACCAUCUGUCAUGAGCACCUCAAUCCGUCUAGACUUGGGUCAGAGGCUAUACAUUCAUACAAUAAUCGACAACAUCCAGACCACACGAAUAUCGACGGCCGGCCCGAUGAUAUGUAUCAAAGGCGUUGAGUGUCUUCUUACGGCUGCUCACGUUUUCAAUGAUACACCAAUACAAUCUCACAAUAUCGAUAAUCAGCUAGAAGAUCUUUUCUUCUCUGAUAGCGACAGCGACGAUGCUCUAGAGGAGCCAACCCCAUCUUUCAAAACCAUAAACCCGCUCACAGAGAGAGACACCACACUGAGCCUGCAUACGGAAGUGACAAAUACUGAGGAAACCACCGAGCUUGUUGAUAAGAGCUCUACCGAAUCUACAUCUGUCGAAGUUCCUGAAGAUGCCUCUUACAUUGGCGAUGCGUUAAUCCUAUCCUCCGAGGGUCCGCAACAGGGGCUCGAUUACGCUCUUAUCCGCUUGCGAAAUCGAUGGAGAACGGAUAAGGGAGAAGAUUUCUUGUACCCCAAGGACAUCUAUGUGCGCCAGCGUCUCUUUUCCCCACAUGGACAUGUGAUAACUGUUACUGCUUCCACCGGCCUCAAUCAUGGUAUUAUCAGCGAGACUCCAACUUACAUGCGAGUACCUAAUGCCGCCGUGAUCCAGGAAGUGUAUUGUGUACGACUGGUUAAUCCCGUUGCAAAUGGCGAUUGUGGAUCAUGGGUAUUUGAUGUCAAUUCAGGUCGCUGGAGGGGACAUAUUGUUGCAGGGUGUCCGACCAUAGGGACUUCCUAUAUCGUUCCUGUAGAGACAGUUCUAGAAGACAUCUGGAAGAAUUUGCACAGAAUUAAAGAUCGUCUCAAACAGUUCGAAGAACACGAGAAAGACAAAAUGAUGGAAAUGCUCAGGCAAAUGAUACAGGAGACUAGUCCGCAGAGUGAUGAAUACAAUAGGGGACAUAUGUCGGAUGAUGAGGAGUAUAUCAUAGAAUCUGAUGAGGAGCAUAUCAUAGAUUCUGAUGAGGAGCAUAUCAUAGAUUCUGCUGAGGAGUUAGCGAUGCAAGAAAGGAGACGACGGAGACAAAAUGGAGGUGGACGACAAGGGUAUGAUGAGAAUGUGCGACAAACACGUAAGGAUGGCGUUCAAAAAACAGACGAUAAGAGUGGGCAACAAAGCCAUAACGAUGAGCAGCUUUAUUGCAAGAAGUUAGGACAAGACUAUCAUGGGCCAAGACGCCAAAUUCCUCGCAGGGAGGCCCAAAAAUGGCUACACGAGGAGGCACGACCAAAGCGUGAAAGAAAGAUUCAACGAGAACGCAGCUGGAAAGACCCUUGGUAUUAUGAGAUUCUCCAGAAAUACCAUAGCAGGCAGGAUCGCAGCGGGAUAUGUUCCGGGAACGACCUCCCCUCACGCCACAUCGAUUCAGCAGAAGAUAUUGAAUCGCACCAGAUUAGUCGCGAUGCUAAGACAGGAGACGGUACAGAUGCUUAUCCGUAUCACAACCGACCUCAUUUUAAGCCGGCGGAACCUUCAGACCCGCAUGAUAGCAGCGUUGACUUUAGACUGGAAGGUGAUCUGAAGCCAGGCUAUAAUACGGAAUCGCCGCAGGGCGGCCAGGAUGCCAAGCUAGGCGAUAGUACAAGGCCAUCACAGGAGCCAGGAUCUUCCCUCAACAAGAUUGAGCACACCUGA
This is a messenger RNA of Pyrenophora tritici-repentis Pt-1C-BFP, 2187 nucleotides long. The record is from RefSeq and is a predicted model, not a curated record. Lineage: Eukaryota; Fungi; Ascomycota; Dothideomycetes; Pleosporales; Pleosporaceae.